UCAAAUAGCUUGUGGUUCCAGACAGAGAGAAGGUUCUCCGCUUCAACAGUGCUUGAACGGCAACCUUAGCUUCUGUCUUACACCGCCUUCAAUCAACAUUUCUUUAAUUCGGAUCGAUUUAUCACUAAGUAAUCGCUUGUUUUCAAGUUAAUCAGUUCGCACGACUUAAAACGCGUCAAUCACUCGUUUGAAUUCGACCCGCAUUGCUAAGUGCUAACGUUUCUCCUCUCAAGAAAACCCCUGCGCAUCAAAGCAACAUGAGCUCUCAGGUGAGACAGAAUUACCACCAGGACUGCGAGGCCGGCAUCAACCGCCAGAUCAACCUGGAGCUGUACGCCUCCUACGUCUACCUGUCCAUGUCGUACUUCUUCGACCGAGACGACCAGGCUCUGCACAACUUUGCCAAGUUCUUCCGUCAUCAGUCUCACGAGGAGCGCGAGCACGCCGAGAAACUGAUGAAACUCCAGAACCAGAGGGGAGGACGCAUCUUCCUCCAGGAUGUCAAGAAACCCGAGCGUGACGAGUGGGGCAGCGGCGUGGAGGCUCUGGAAUGUGCUCUCCAGCUGGAGAAGAACGUCAACCAGUCUCUCCUGGACCUGCACAAGCUCGCCGCCGAGCGCAACGACCCUCACAUGUGCGACUUCAUCGAGACUCACUACCUGGACGAGCAGGUGAAGUCCAUCAAGGAGCUGGCCGACUGGGUGUCGAACCUGCGCCGCAUGGGCGCGCCCCAGAACGGCAUGGCCGAAUACCUGUUCGACAAGCACACACUGGGUGAACACAGCAGCUAAACCCCCGACCACACUACACCCUCCAGAUCAGACUCUACAUUUCUUCUUCUUCUUCUGUUGUUCAUCGAUCUGUCGGUCCCAGAAACCCCAGCGUUCACGUUUAUCUCCGCGGGUUUGCUAGUUUGCGGUCCAGCCGAAGGGGGACCACGCCCGGUUCGGUUCGGCUCGGCCUGCUUGCUCGUGAGCGUGCUUUAAUUUACAGAUAAACGUCGAGACGCUGGGUGAUGGUAUUUACAGUUUGCAUGUACCUGCUUUAAAACUACGUUACCCAGAAGGCAUUGCCCUCGAUUUCUGAAACGAUUCCUCUUUUGUUUUUGCUGAUCUGACCGUCUCAGAAACCCCAGAGUUCCGCUUUAUCUCCACGGGUUUGCUAGUUUGCGUUCCAGCCGGUUCGGCUCGGCCUGCUUGCUCGUAAGCGUGCUUUUAAUUUAGAGGUAAACACUAAGACUCGGGAUGGUCGAUGGUAUUUAAAUGCUGCAUGUUCCUGCUUUAAAACUACAUUACCCAGAAGGCAUUGCUCUGUAUGCUCUUUUACUGUGUGUUAAACCCCAGUUAAUAAACCUUAAUCUCUGGAUUCUGAA
Trichomycterus rosablanca is the source of this 1372-nucleotide messenger RNA. RefSeq names its product ferritin, heavy polypeptide 1a (gene fth1a). Gene Ontology annotation, molecular function: ferrous iron binding; ferric iron binding. Gene Ontology annotation, biological process: iron ion transport; intracellular iron ion homeostasis. The transcript is spliced from 5 exons. The coding region runs from base 258 to 791 and encodes 177 amino acids. Gene Ontology annotation, cellular component: cytoplasm. NCBI's taxonomy places the organism in Eukaryota, Metazoa, Chordata, Actinopteri, Siluriformes, Trichomycteridae. The record is from RefSeq and is a predicted model, not a curated record.